UUUACGUGUGGAGAUUUGUAGACUGAUAUAUAUGAAGCUUUUUAUCUGUCUGUUUUUUUGUGGAUUUUGUCUGUGGUUCCUUUAAUGCAGCGGGUCAUUAUAGUUGACUCAGGGUCAUGAGUAUCAGUCAUCCUCUGCUGACAGCACCGGAAUUUCCCAAAAGCCCCAGUGAUCUAACAAGUUUCAAUUUCACUUAUUCUUUCUCAUAAUGAGCCUGACUGGAAACACGGCAGUACCUCAUUCAGAGCCAGUCCUCCACAGAGACUUUUGAAAGGGAGUGGACCUUUUUUGGAGCGAGUUGUUUUUACUUUUAAUUUCAGUCGCAGACUCUCUGUACCCUCGGGCUCAAACAGUUCAUUACCAGGCUGCUCGGACCGACUGGAAACAUGUCUACCUGUUACAUAUUUUUGGUUGUUUCUUUGCUGAACAUCCUGAACAACUCCCAUGUGAACGCCAAUGGUUGCGAUGAAAACUGUGCAGAAAAACCCGUAUUCAGUCCGUCCAGACUGGUGGUCAAGUUUGGUGACCCAUCCUCUACCAUGUGCACCGUCUGUGAGCAAUGCACAACCGCAUUUGGUUUGGAAAAAUCUCUGGGAGAAAACACAGAAAAUGGAACCACAAUUACAUGGCAGGCUGACAGUGUGACUGAAUGGGAUUUACCUCUCUUGUGUUACUAUGAAAAGUAUAUUAAUGAUCCUAAUCAGGAAUUUGACCAGUGUUGUACCCCGCUGCCUGUAACUGUCUACAAGCCUCCAGAUAAUGUGUCCAUCAGCUUUGUUAAUCACACUGGGCCGAUGUAUGAGGGCCGUCAGUACAGUCUGCAGUGUACGGUACAGGACGUUGCUCCUGUUGAAAACCUCACUGUGACCUUCUACAAAGGACAGACAGUACUGGGUCAACUACAGUCCAACAACACUACAGAGAAGAAACCAGUGACUGAGAUCUUCACUUUAAAGAUCAGCCCCAGUAAAUACGACGAUGGACUCCAGUACUGGUGUGAAGCCAAGCUAGAACUGGGACCAGAAGGACCACAGCCCCCUCCAGUGGUGAAGUCACAGAACAUCACUGCUACUGUGUACUAUAAGCCUCAGCUCCAGGUGUCAUCACCUCCAGAGCUGAUCACUGUCUUAGAAGGAGACUCUCUGAAACUGGAUUGCUCCGCGGUGGGAAACCCCAGUCCCUCGUACUCCUGGACGCGCCCACCAAACAGCCAGCCCCCCCACACCGACAGCGUUCUCAUUAUCAACUCUACAACUUCUGAGGACGAAGGACUGUACAUCUGCUAUGUCUCCAACAAGGAGGGAGAUUUCACUGUGAGGUUCAACGUGAAUGUCAACGUCAGCUACAUUGUAUACUUUAUCGUGCUGGGAGUAAUAAUUGCUGCUGUGAUCGUCAUCAUCAUGGUACUCUUAUACAUCCAUUACCACAGAAAGUACAGAAUGGGACAGUACAACCUGAAGGACGUUUUCCGUCUUCACGCAAGACACUCUGCCGUGCCCAUUACAGAGUGAGUCUAUGGGAAUACGCAUGAACUGUGUACAGACAGUCUGAACUCUAAGAGUUGAAAUAAUGAGGUUCCCCUCUGACUCAAGUUUGACAACUAAACAACAUUUCUAUUUUGAGACUGUGUUGAAUCUCUCUCUCCUUCAUUUCCUGUUAUCUCUACUGAUGCUAUCUAUUGACAUAAAAGACCCAGAAUAAUAUCAGUCACGUCAAGUUUCAACUGCUGUAUUUACCCUAAACCCAGCUGCUGUAGAAACAACGAGAAGUCUCUGUAUCUGAACUUUAAAACACAUACCUACACACAGUAUGGUGUCUAAAAGGUUUGAGGCCACAGAUUGACGUGUAAUACUGUUUAAGUGGGAGAUGUAUACAGUCAGAUUAUUUCAGUACUACAGAAGAUGAACUACUCUGCCCUUGAUCCUUCGUAGUUAAGGAACAUUGAUGACACACAAUGUGUUUUUAAUGGUUUUGCAGUGGUGGAAAAACCUUAGGGCCCACUUCAGUUUGGUAAUGGUAUUUUUGUGGUACAGUUUAUGUGUAAUGAAUCAGAUUACUAUGAAAUAAUUGCCAUGCUGACACCUGCAGUCUUCAGGGCCUGUGAGGGUCUGGAGUCCUAAGGCAGUUUUACGUGGUUGGUAAAGUAGCCUCGAGUUGUAUCGAGUUAUUGUUAAUUAGUUAUUGAAAUAUGUAGAAUAUCACCAACCUUAUACUCGAAAUGAUGAUUCAAGGGCUUUCAUGUCUUGUUCGUCAGACUUCCCUUAAUCGAUAUGUACAUUGAAAUACAGAGGACAAUUUACUCCACUGUAACAUCUGCAGUCUACAUUAUCAUCAUUCAGAAAAUAUCUGAAAAGGUUUCUAAUAAGCAAAGCUUUAUAACAGAAUUUAUAUAAAUUUUGUAUUUCUGCGUAGUCUUUAAACUUCGAUAAAUGAUGCAAACUUUAUUUUUCUUUUUGUAAGACUUGAUAUUUUUAUCUGGGAUAUAAUUCUAUUUGUCUAUUUUAUAUAUAUAUUUAUAUAAAAAAGGAAACAAUUUUAUAUUUUGUCAUUUGCUAAGGAAAUUUGAAACAAAAUUCAUGUGAAUAAGUGAAAACUAUAAUGUAGUGCUGAUUUAGUCCUGAAACAUGUUGUGUUAAUGUUCUUUAGGCCAACGUGCUGUUUUACGGUUUCUCUUUCUCUUUGUAUUCUGAAAAAAAUUACUUUAUUUAGACAUGUGUUGUAUAUAAAUUCUCACAUUGAACUUCACAGAUGAGUGUGUUCAGAAGAGAUAAGUGUUCAACCAUUGAAAGCUUCUGCCUCACCUCGUUAACCCACAGCUAUUGAUAGAGCAGCAGCUACUGUGUGUAUGUAUUUGUUACAUUUUGUCCAUCUACGUGUGAACUGGUGUGUGUGUGUGUGUGUGUGUGUGUGUGUGUGUGUGUGUGUGUGUGCGCGCACUGUGUUGAUGUGCUGGCUGAAUGAAAAUGAAAAAGAGGAAGUCAGUACAAAAAGUGUAUAAGAAUGAAUGUCACACUGAAACUUUUAGAAAGUAUGGACUUUGACUGUGUUUAUUUUUGAAAUGUGAAUAAAUUAUAACAUAAUUUACAUAAGAA
Dicentrarchus labrax (European seabass) is the source of this 3092-nucleotide messenger RNA. RefSeq names its product vascular cell adhesion protein 1-like. The transcript has 5 exons. Gene Ontology annotation, molecular function: integrin binding. Lineage: Eukaryota; Metazoa; Chordata; Actinopteri; Moronidae. The record is from RefSeq and is a predicted model, not a curated record. Bases 387 to 1511 code for a protein of 374 amino acids. Gene Ontology annotation, biological process: cell adhesion.